Messenger RNA from Lolium rigidum, 890 nucleotides. RefSeq lists its product as uncharacterized. Bases 1 to 759 code for a protein of 252 amino acids. NCBI's taxonomy places the organism in Eukaryota, Viridiplantae, Streptophyta, Magnoliopsida, Poales, Poaceae. The record is from RefSeq and is a predicted model, not a curated record. The transcript is spliced from 2 exons.
AUGAGCAACCUGUUCGAUCAUGGCCACGGUGGCGGAGAUCAAGGACAAGGCGCCGACGGCACCCUGAUGUGCUACUUCCACCCGAGGGAGCUUCUGGUGGGCGUAUGCGCCCACUGCCUCCGGGAGCGCCUCCUCCUCAUCCUCGCCUCGAAGCAGGGCGGCGGACGCGCGAGCGCGCCGGCCGACGGCGCAAGCUACCUGUCGGCGCGGCCCUACGGCAAGGCGCUCCGGCGCGUGAGGACCAGCAGCAUCGUCUCCGUCUUGGCGCUGGGCUCCUCGUUGCUCCACCGCAUCGAAUCCUCCUCCUCCCGGCACCACACCCACGAUGCCGUCGUCCACGGCAGCGACGACAAUAACUGGGAGGACGACGACGGCGAAGACACCGCCUCCGUCGCGAGCCUUGACGAUUCUUUCAUUUCGAUCAAGUUCGAGGACAACGGCAAGGCGACGUGGGUGGACACCCAGAACCAGAAGCCGACGAUGCCGCAUGCCGCCGACAAGAGCGCGUACAAGGCGACGACGGCGGUUGUGGAGCACGCGAAGCGUGGCGGGGCUGCACGGUGGCGGAAGCAGGUGGUGGGGCGGCUGCUGCAGCUGGCGCGAUGGAAGAGGGCGUCGGCCAGCGGCAAGCAGGCGGCAUCAUCGACGGCGGUGUGCCAGGCGGCGGAGCAUCAGCGGGCGAAAGGGCGCGGCGGCCGGAGCUGGAUCCGGAGCCUCACGCGGCGGCGAGCCUUGCACGGCGAGAGGGCGUGGUCAUGACGACGAGCGCUCGUUGGGUGGCAUUCAGAUUUCAGAGUCGAGCAAGCUACCUACGUACACAAGACACGUGAUCGAGUAGCACACGAACGUGCUCCUGUUUGUGUGUAUGUCCACACCACACAUGUCCACAU